AUGCCAGCAGGCCAUUCUAACUCUAUUUUCGAGAGCAACCGAAGAGCAGCCAGAGAUGGCGAGGCCCUGCUAUGGGGCGCCCUCUGUGACGAGCCUGGCACCGUCAUGGAGUACAUGGAAAAGGACUGUGUCGUCAUGAACCCCCUUAUCCAUCCAGACAAAUCCUUCGAGGCGCUCACGGCAGAGUCGGACCCGUCACUCUCCGAAGCACUGGAAAAGCUGGCACGCUCCAAGCAUCCAUGGACAAGUUACGUGAUGCACAGGCAUGACCCUACACCGGCCACCGCGAAUGUCGAGAUGUUCGCAGUGCAGAUUAUGUACAAGAUGACCUUGAUUCGGGAGGCGAGCCACCAUCACCACCACCGGCAUAGGAAGACGGAGGAAGAGAAUACUAAACCCGAGUUGCAGAAGGUUGAUGCAUUUUGCACGAGUACUUGGAGGCAGGGAUCAAGCGGAGGAUGGAAACUCUGCUCGCAACAGCUGAUACCAGUGUAG
Diaporthe amygdali is the source of this 495-nucleotide messenger RNA. RefSeq lists its product as uncharacterized. NCBI's taxonomy places the organism in Eukaryota, Fungi, Ascomycota, Sordariomycetes, Diaporthales, Diaporthaceae. The record is from RefSeq and is a predicted model, not a curated record. Bases 1 to 495 code for a protein of 164 amino acids. The transcript has a single exon.